CACACUUUCUGCCGGGCAGCAUGGCGGACGCAGCCCCUCAAGGCAGUAAGAGAAAACGCGAUCUGGACGCCGAGGAGGCGGAAGCCCCCAGCACAAAAGAAAAGGAAGCAGGCUUUGGGAAUGGUACCGCUGCCCCUGUCCGCCUACCUUUCUCCAGCUUUAGAGUGAAAAAAGUGCUGAGGGAAUCCGCGCGGGACAAAAUCAUCUUCCUACACGGGAAGGUGAAUGAGGCCGAUGGGGAUGGGGAUGGAGAGGAUGCCGUUGUGAUCCUGGAGAAGACGCCAUUUCAGGUGGAACAGGUGGCCCAGCUCCUGAACGGCAGCCCUGAGCUCCAGUUACAGUUCUCCAAUGAUAUCUACAGCACCUAUCACCUGUUCCCUCCAAGGCAACUGAGUGAUGUAAAGACAACCGUGGUUUACCCUGCCACAGAGAAGCACCUGCAGAAGUACCUGCGCCAGGACCUCCGCCUGGUCCGAGAAACAGGAGGCGAUUACAAGAACAUCACCUUACCCCACCUGGAGUCCCAGAGCCUCAGCAUCCAGUGGGUGUAUAACAUUCUCGACAAGAAAGCAGAAGCUGACCGGAUUGUUUUUGAGAACCCGGAUCCCUCUGAUGGCUUUGUUCUCAUCCCUGACCUCAAGUGGAACCAACAGCAGCUCGAUGACCUGUACCUGAUUGCCAUCUGCCAUCGCCGGGGCAUCAAGUCACUUCGGGACCUUACUCCAGAGCACCUGCCACUGCUCAGGAACAUCCUCCGGGAGGGGCAGGAAGCCAUCCUGCAGCGCUACCAGGUGAAGGGAGACCGCCUCCGAGUGUACCUGCACUACCUGCCCUCCUACUACCACCUGCACGUGCACUUCACCGCCCUGGGCUUCGAGGCCCCUGGCUCAGGGGUGGAGCGGGCUCACCUGCUGGCAGACGUGAUUGAGAACCUGGAGUGUGACCCGGAAUACUACCAGCAGCGCACCCUCACCUUUGCCCUCAGGGCUGAUGACCCCCUGCUCACGCUCUUGCAGGAGGCCCAGAAAAGCUGAGCUGGCCCAGGGGCUCUCGGGAGAAGGGCACAAAUAUGUGGGAUUGAGGGUGGGGGGAUGGAAUUUUUAGAACCAACUAAAUUUUUUAAAAAUACGUUUUGUACUGGCUAGCCCUAGUUUGUGAAUAAAGUAUUGGUCUCA
This is a messenger RNA of Equus quagga, 1175 nucleotides long. RefSeq names its product decapping enzyme, scavenger (gene DCPS). The record is from RefSeq and is a predicted model, not a curated record. Gene Ontology annotation, biological process: deadenylation-dependent decapping of nuclear-transcribed mRNA. Lineage: Eukaryota; Metazoa; Chordata; Mammalia; Perissodactyla; Equidae. Gene Ontology annotation, molecular function: RNA 7-methylguanosine cap binding; hydrolase activity. The transcript has 6 exons. The coding region runs from base 21 to 1034 and encodes 337 amino acids. Gene Ontology annotation, cellular component: nucleus; P-body.